This is a messenger RNA of Setaria italica (foxtail millet), 2028 nucleotides long. Its product is annotated as putative wall-associated receptor kinase-like 16. Gene Ontology annotation, molecular function: calcium ion binding; polysaccharide binding; ATP binding. Gene Ontology annotation, cellular component: plasma membrane. The transcript has 3 exons. The coding region runs from base 1 to 2028 and encodes 675 amino acids. Gene Ontology annotation, biological process: cell surface receptor signaling pathway; protein phosphorylation. The record is from RefSeq and is a predicted model, not a curated record. NCBI's taxonomy places the organism in Eukaryota, Viridiplantae, Streptophyta, Magnoliopsida, Poales, Poaceae.
AUGGCGACAUGCCAGAAGAAGUGUGGCGGGUUGAAGAUCCAAUACCCUUUCGGUAUCGGCCGCGGCUGCUACCUCGAGACCGAGGACGGCAACCGGGCCUUCGAGGUCACCUGCAACAGCAAAGGCAGAGCCACCAUCGAAGGCCGGCACGAGCUGCUCAGCAUCGACGUGCCACGUGGGCAGGUGCGCGUCGUCAGCCAAGUGAACUCGUGGUGCUACGACGCCGCCUCCAGUUCCAUGGGCGUGAAGAACGUGACGACAUACAACUCGACAGCGUUCCGCGUCUCCACCGACAACAUGUUCACCGUCAUUGGGUGCAGCACGCUCGCGUUCAUAGUGAUGGAUGACGGCGGUGACGAUGACAAUCCGUACGUGAUGGGGUGCAUAACCGGCGGGUGCCGGAAAGGCGCCCGGUCCCUGGCCGGAGGCUCCUGCACCAGCAAGGGCGGCUGCUGCCAGGUUCCUGUCCCGAGGGGCAGCAUCAGAUCCUUCGACGUGGACUUCAGCGACUUCAAUACCUCCAGCGUCGUCGCCAGCUUCAGCCCGCCGUGUGGCUACGCCAUGCUGGUCGACCAGAAGGCGUUCAAGUUCAAGAGGACCUACGUCACCACAGGCAAGCUCAUGGGUGCCGCCAGCACAAAGCUGCCGAUGGUGCUGAACUGGGCGGUGGGCAACCAGACGUGCCAGGACCUGCGGAGGAACAAGCGGACGGCGCACGCCUGCGUCAGUGUCAACAGCGAGUGUGUUGACUCCAAGUACGGCACAGGGACAGGGUAUCUCUGCACCUGCUCUAAAGGGUAUCAAGGAAACCCUUACCUUCCUGAUGGGUGCAAAGAUAUCAACGAGUGUGAGGCGAACCCACAGUGCCCUGACUAUAGUAUCUGUCGCAACACCAAUGGAAGCUUCAAAUGCUACGAACUCAAAUGGCCACUGGUAAUAGGUAUCAGUAUUGCCGUGGUCCUGCUCGGAACUACUGGCAUGUCUUUCGCAUACACGAUUCGGGCGAAGAAGCGGCUCGCCGCCAUCAAGAGGCUGCACUUCAAGCAGCACGGCGGCUACCUCCUCUUCGAGGAGAUGAAAUCACGACAGGGGCAGGGACACUCCUUCACGCUGUUCACCAAGGAGGAGCUAGAGGACGCAACCAACAAGUUCGAUGAGCGCUACGUGCUUGGCAGGGGCGGAAAUGGCACCGUGUACCGGGGCAACCUCAAGGACGGGAGGGUUGUGGCGAUCAAGCGGUGCAGGGUCGCCGAUGAUGAGCGGCAGCGGCGAGAGUUCAGCAAGGAGAUGCUCAUCCUUUCACAGGUGAACCACCGGAACAUCGUCAAGCUCUACGGGUGCUGCCUCGAGGUGGAGGUGCCCAUGCUUGUCUACCAGUUCAUUCCCAAUGGCACCCUGUACGAGCUCAUCCACCGCGAUGGCGAUGGCACGCCACCAUCAUUCCCGGUGCGGUUGAAGAUCGCGCACGAGGCCGCCGAGGGACUGGCCUACCUGCACUCCAUGGCAUCGCCACCGAUCAUCCAUGGCGAUGUGAAGUCCCCCAACAUUCUUCUAGAUGACAACUACACGGUGAAGGUGUCGGACUUCGGUGGAUCAGUGCUGGCGGCUACCGACAAUUCACAUCUCGUGACCUUGGUUCAAGGCACCCGUGGGUACCUUGAUCCGGAGUACAUGCAAACAUGUAGGCUGACUGACAAGAGCGAUGUGUACAGCUUCGGCGUCGUGCUCCUCGAGCUACUCACACGAAGGAAGGCGCUAACCAUGGCCGCGCCAGCGGAGGAGCGGAGCCUUGCCGCACAUUUCCUGUCCUCCAUGAGGGACGGCAAGCUUGACGGGCUCCUGGACACAUGGAUCAAGGAUGAAGUCAGGGGUGAUGUGAUCGAGAUGGUAGCGACACUGGCGAAGCGGUGCCUGGAGAUGUCCGGCGAGAAGAGGCCCUCCAUGCUCGAGGUUGCGGAAGAGCUUGACAGGAUUAGGAAGCUGUGCUUGGUAGGUGACGACAUCACUAUUCUUGUAAGUGAUAACUGA